This is a messenger RNA of Ostrea edulis (European flat oyster), 7353 nucleotides long. RefSeq names its product dixin-like. The transcript is spliced from 18 exons. The coding region runs from base 2396 to 4600 and encodes 734 amino acids. Lineage: Eukaryota; Metazoa; Mollusca; Bivalvia; Ostreida; Ostreidae. Gene Ontology annotation, cellular component: cytosol. The record is from RefSeq and is a predicted model, not a curated record. Gene Ontology annotation, biological process: canonical Wnt signaling pathway. Gene Ontology annotation, molecular function: protein binding.
GGAUUUUUUAACCUUUGAUUUAAAAGGCCAGGGUCAUUCACUUUUGGAAAAACAUUGACAUUUAAUUGAAAUUGAGAAAACACUUAUACUUUAAUAAAAAGAAAACCUAAUUGAUUUAUCUACCAAUUUAAGCAGACUUCCUGAUGGAAAUGUUGAAGUAAAGCCAUGACCCAGGCAUCGUCUUAGUAAGAUUUUACCACAGGAAAUUCAUGUCAGUCUCCAGUAUAAGUGGUGGCUGAAGAUGACAAUUUUUUCCUCAUAUGAAUCAUCAGAACUUAAAUUAUCAACAUUUUGAAUUCUUCGGUUUUCUUUAUUCUCUGAAAUUGAAGUAAAACCCUUGGAAUUUGGUCAUCUGCUUACAUGUCAGGUUGGUCAGGGGACAUUGAUUCCUCACUUGAAGAUCUAAAAAUAUAAGCUUCUUGCUUUUACUAACCUCUAAUCUAACUUUAGGACGAUGGUAGUUUUAGAUAUGUGGCAUAUUUCUGUCACAUUUACAGAUUUAUUGAAUACCAAUCUCGACCUUCAUUUUAAUAAAGUUACAAACAUAGAUAAACUAGGUGUCUCUCCUUUCCAAAAGGGGUACAUAUCGUUUUAGUGUGAAUUUUUCUUCUUCUUCCGGUUCUCGUACAAAGUUUGUCUGGGCCAUAACUUUUUUGUCUUUUGACAUGGGCCUUUCAUAUUUGUAUGUAGGUAUACCAUGAUAAGAAAGUGUGUUGCAUACCAUUUUUGAUGACCUUUGACCUUGACCUUUUAUGUAAAAGGUCAUUAGAAUUUUUGGGAUAUUUUAUAUUUGUCCAUUACAUACAUUGGUAUGUGGGUAUACCACGAUAAGACAGUGUGUCACGUGUCAUUUUUGAUGACCUUUGACCUAGCUUUCAUGUGAUGGUCGAUAAUAGAAUGAUUUUGGUAUUUUUAUUUUUAUUUUUUUGUCUUUUGACAUAGGCCUCUGAUAUUUAGUAUGCGGGUAUACCAUGAUAAGACUGUUUCAUGUGUCAUUUUUGAUUACCUUUGACUUUGACCUAUUAUAUAAAGGUCAAAUAAUAAAACCUGUGGGCUAGGCCUUUAAUAUUUGGUAUGUGGGUAUACCAUGAUAAGACAGUGUAUUGUGUGUCAUUUUUGCUUACUUUUGACCUUGACCUUUUAUGUAAAGGUCAAAUAAUAGAAUUUCUUGAGCUAGGCCUUUGAUACAUGUAUUUAGUAUGUUGGUGUACAAUGAUAAGACAGUGGGUAGUGUGUCAUUUUUUGUUGACCUUAACCUUUUAUGUAAAAGUCAAAUAAUAUACCUUAUGGAGCAAUUUUUUUGUCCGGACCCUUACUUUUUUUGUCUUUUGACUUAGGUCUUUGAUACUUGAUAUGUUGAUAAGUUUAAUUUUCUUGUUUGAAAUACAUAUUAAGCAAAUGUUACGUAACAUAAGUCUUAAUUUUGCACUUUACUAGAAUAAUUUUGUCUGUCCAUCAAUUUGUCUGAGUGCUUCUAGCUCCUGCAAAUGAAGUUUAUCAUGCUGUCUGCAUGUCGAUUGACAUUUGUAUCCUUAAAAUAUCUCUUUUUAUUUAAACUUUCUCUGCCUCUUUUCUGUCCAACUACUCAUAACAUGUGUUUCAUAGAACAUACACCCUAGUUUUGGCAUAAAAAGGAAAUUGGUAUGUGGUAAACUUAUUAACUAGAAGAGACAUCAUUCUGAACCACAACUGAAAUGGCUCAAGAGAGCACUUAAUGGGGCAAAUAUGGUAGUGUUUAUUAUUAGGAUCAGUUCCAUAAAGUGUAGGUUAGGAAUAGUAGGUCUUCCGUAUUUCACACAUCCUUAAGUGGAGGGUUAUCACUUGCAGUGUACUACAGAACAAUGUCAUACUAUUGAGUUAAUGUGUUGGUAUGAGCUUUAUGACAUGAGGUCUAUGUAGAGUUAAGAUGUACUAAAUUGGAUUAGAAACUUGCUUAGGACAUGGAUACUCACCUGGUAAUGAAUGUGCAGUAUUGUAUUGUUUUGUAAUAGGUUUUUAAAAAAAUAUAAUGAUGGCAUGUUUUGUAAAUUGUAUUGUAUUAUACCUAAAUUGAAUAGUUUAAAACAAAUGUUGUCAGGCUGAAACUACAGGCUUUAACGUAUCAUGAUGUGCAUGCUGAGCACAAGAGUGUAACAGCUGAUUAAUGAUGUAUCUAGUUAUCAACUGACAAGUUAUUAAGAAUGAUAUACCUUUUGUCCAAUGUAUCCCGUGAAUAUGACAAUGACCAUGCAAUCACAUAGAAAUGUGCAAGAUGUGUGAUCAGAAAUCCUGUUCAGUAAUGUUGAGGUCACCAUGUCAAAACAGAUUUUGAAUUGGACUGCCUUGGUAUAUAAAGGUCGUUUCAAGUGAUUCCUAAUAGUGAAACAAAUACAGUGGUUUCUUGUGGGUUUUAUGCAUGCGUUGUCCUGGCAUUGACGACAGCAUGCUGUUGUCUUUUUCUCGAGAUGUUCCUUCCUGGAAGGAAAUAGCUGGAUGGGAGGAAAUCAUUGUUUUGUUGAUGUCGGAGUCUAGCUCUCCCUCAAAAACCCCUGAGGAUGAGGGGUCCAAAUCAUGGGAGGAGUGGCAAGUAAGUAACCAGUUGCAUGCUUAUGUAGCAUGGGUAAACUCACAGUUAAAGAAGAAGCCAGGUGUUCGGCAGAUUGAGGACCUCAGGAAUGAUAUGAGGGAUGGAGUAGCGAUUGCAGAACUGAUUGAAAUUGUCUCUGGUGAACAUCUGAGUGGAAUACACUAUUGUCCUUCAACAUCAGCAGAAAUGAAAGAGAAUGUUGAUAAAGUGUUACAGUACAUGGCUGCAAAUCAUAUUCGCAUGCACCAUACCAACUCUAAAGACAUUGUGGAGGGUAAGUUGAAAAGCAUUAUGCGACUGAUUUUAGCCUUGGCUGCUCAUUUUAAACCCCAGUGUGUCAAACAUUCAACUCACCAAAGAAGGCAAUCAGGAUCUGCAAUGACAGGUCUCGUUCAGGGAGCAUCUGCAGCUUUGACCGAGGCCCGCAGAAAUGCUGCAAAGGCUGGUAAUAGCUUUAGACGAAACCGACCACCAACCAACUAUACUGAUCGGCGAAAAACCUAUCAUGGCAGUAGUUCAGACCAGUUCAGUGAUUCAGACCAAAGUUUUGGGGACCAAAGAAAAUCUUUUCUGGGCAGGGAUGAGGGAGAUGGAGCCAGUGCUGACAAAAGUCCUGUUCCCAGUGCUCACGUACCUAGUUCCUUGACUCAGCAUCCUGCAGCAAGGGGCAUAUCACUCUCCAAAAGUCAUUCCUCAGAUCACAUAUCAGGUGUGGUAAAAAAAGCAAAGGAUAGUGGGACAGAAUUAGAAGAUUCUGGAUCACACUAUGUUGAGCGCUCACAUUUUGAUGACUUGCUUUCUGAAUAUGUAGAUGUUUAUGAAGAUAUGAAACUUACCAAAGAUGAUUUGCUCAAAUUACAAGACUUGCUACUGUGUGGAGAGCCACCCGAUGGUGAUGAAGGAGAUAAAUCUGUUAUAGUGGGGUCUAGUCCAGAGGAACAAAUUGCAAUAUUAAAGAGCCAGGUACUGCAGUCUACAAUACUACAGAAUGAUUUACGGGAAGAUUUGUCUCGAACAAAGAAUGAGUGUAUGUUACUGCAAGGAAAUAAGGGAGGAUUACAACAAAGAUUAACAGAACAGGAUGAAACAAUCAGUCAGCUGAAGCAGGAAAUAUUAAGAAGGGAUUUUGACAAACAGAAUUCUGAAUUAGAAAAGAUCGAAUUGAGAAAGAAUGUACAAGAAAAAGACAAAACCAUAUUAGAUCUGAAAAAAGACAUGGCCCGGAGAGACCAGAGGAUUGAUCAACUUCAGAAUGAGUUACAGAUGCAGAUCCAGGAAAAGGAGUCUAUCACCAGAGCACUGAAGCUGCAAAUCUCGGAGUUACACGACCGACUGAGGGUUGUAGGGGAACACGGGGCGAACUUGAAGGCAAGAGUAGCAGUACAAGACAAACGAAUGGCAAAAUUGGAGGGAAAGAUUUUAUCAUCGUCUGAUAGAGAUUCCUCAGUUUCUUCACAGGGAAGUGUGGAUGACGUACAAGUUGUGAAGGACUCUUUGAAUAGUUUACGAGUCUGCUUUAAGGGAGGGGAUUCACAACUUCAUACCCUGGACACCUUAGAACAAAGUGUUUCUGUCCUGCUGGAGAAAAACCAGCUCAAUAAUAGUGCAUCAAGUAACGGAAGUUAUCAGAAUUCAUACUCCAGCAAUUUAUCACGGAGAAUCAAUUUCGACUCGACGGGUGAUGUGAGGCGAUCGCCUAUCACAGCUAUACCAGGUAGUACAAGUUUCUCUGUCAAUCAGUUAGAUGGACCACCAAAUGGAAGUGUUAGUAAAAAUCAAAACUCCACAAAAGUAUUGUACUUCACUGACAAGACUGUCAAUCCAUGCAUGUGUACAAUCCCUAAAAGACUUGGGGAGAUAACUCUGAAAGACUUCAAACAAAUCCAUGAUAAAAAGUCUGGAAACUACCGUUAUUCCUUCAAAGCUUUGGAUCCUGAGUUUGGAACAGUUAAGGAGGAAGUGAUGAAUGAUGAUGACAUCAUUCCAGGAUGGGAGGGCAAAAUUGUGGCCUGGAUUGAAGAAGACACUGGAUAGCAUUUAGAAAUAACUGGAAAAUAUAUUGGCUUGCCUGUUCUAUGUGAUACCUCAUUCUCCUCCUUCCUGCCCUUAUUUGUUGAUAUUUUGAAUUUGUUAUGUGUAUUGGACUGUCAAGCAAACAGUGCUCUUGAACCUGGCUCAGCAAGUUAUUUAUUUCUUUAUCAUUUGAAAGUCAUUUGUGUUCCUUGGUUUCUGAGAUGAGUGCUUCCCAAAAGUAAGGUGAACAAUGAUUCAAAAAGAUCUUAACUCAAAGUUUUUGUGUAUAUUUACAGUAGUAGAUCUGAUAAGUACUAUUUCCACAAGCAGGGUGUAUAUACUUAUUUUGAUGAUAAUUUGAGUAUCAUGUUUUCAUUUCCAAUAUUAUAUGUGAUACUUGUACAUUAGAAUGUGGAUUUCAGAAAUACAUGACAUACAAAAGGGCAGUGAUAUUUAUUUUUUGCGGGUAUUAGACAUGUGUGUAGUUAUGUCUUUUUUGUGCAAUAAUUAUUUUGGCUUAAGUCUGUGCAGCGGCAGUGUAUAAAUAUUUUUGCUGAUAUGAAUGACUGGUCAUGUUUUACAAUUUUCCUUGUAACUUCACCGUUUAUAGUCUUUAUGUGCCAGAGAAAAAAAACCCAAACAACUUGAUUUGUCUCUCAACAUACAUGUACUUGCAGGUUUUCAUGGUUCACUUUUCAUACCCAGAUAUUUAUUUCACUGUGACUUUCUGUUGUUAUUUUCUAUUCUAUAUGGAUCUGUGAUAAUUCUAUACUUGCAUACUCAUCAUACUACUUAUUUAUGUCUUUAUCUUUUUUUCAUGGGGUUUACUUAAAAUCUAUGAAUACAUGUCUAGACAGUCACAGGUAAAACACCGGUACACAUACAUUAUGUUGCUUUAUGUCAAUAUAAUAUGAAAGUGUUUAGUGUUAUUUAGAUAGUUGCUGGAACAACAUAAACAUGCUGUUAACAGGAUCAUUUAAUUCAAAAUAUACUGGUUAUCUUUGGAAUACAGACCCAGUUGAUUUAACCAAGGAUAAAGUGAAUCAGUAUGGUUGAUGAACAAAGUAAUGAAUUUGGCAGAAUUUUUCAAGUACUUGUAAUUUACACAUUGAUUAGAAAAGUUCUAGUAUUAGGAUGAUGCCAAAAUUUACCCAUCACAUUCCAUUUGUGAGACUUAUAACUAGUUUUGAGAAUUUAGUUCUAAGUCUAACAAGUCCUUUUAAUCAUGCUAUGAUAUUCCAGGCUGACCAUCUUCCUAGCAACUGGUAAAUACAUGUUUUCCUCUUUAAAAUAAUUCCUAGUGAACUGAUGGAGUAGUGUAUAUUUAAACUUGUGUCAUGGUUUGUUUAUAAUUUAUGUUUAACCAAUCUAGUCCCAUUCAUUGUUGUAUUAUGCUUAUUUUAUUCAUCAGGGAUUCCAACAUUCCUUGUAGGGGGGAAAUAUUAAGUACAAUGUGACAUUCCUAUUCAAAAUUAAAAAAAAAUAUCACCUUUGAUUUUUUACAUAUUCAAGAAGUUCAGUUUGUUUAUAUAUAUAUUUAGGUCACUCAGGUGACCUAUUGCUAUCUGUUUUUGUGCGUCGUGUAAAGGUCAUAAACUUUUAAAUAUUUUUAGCUUCUUCUCUGGAAUGGCUGUGCCAAUUUUGGUACCGGUAUAUAACAUCGUUGGGUCAAGGGGAACAAAAAUUUUCUUGGGUCUGAGAAGUGUGGCCAAAACUAUUAAGAUUUAUCUUCAAAAAUCUUUGUCUUUACUCCUGGAAAUUAUGAUGAGGAAUGAGCUCUUUUGCCCCAGGGUUGGGCUAAGUUGGUCAUAUAUUGAAAAUGCAUUAUAUCUUUGAAAAUAUUCUUUACUUCUGGAAAUCAAGCAAUCAAACUGUUUACCUCAUUAUAAUAGGGAUCCUCAAUUCAUAACCCCUGAGUUCAGGGUUCAGACCCUAGGGAGGGGCUAAAUUGGUUGUAUAAUAAUGAUUAUAGUAAGCAAUGAGCUUUUUACCAAAUUUGUGAAAUUCAUGACCCCUGGAUUCGGAGUUCAUGCCUCAGGGUUGGGCUAAGUUUGACAUAUAAUGAAAAUGCAUUAUAUCUUAGAAAAUUUUGUUUACUUCUGGACAUGAAGGAAGCAAAAUGUUUACCUCAUUAUAAUAGGGAUCCUCAAUUCAUAACCCCUGAGUGCAGGGUUCAGACCCUAGGGUGGGGCUAAAUUGGUUGUAUACCCGGUAAUAAAAAUGCAUUGUAUCUUAGAAAAUUUUCUUUGCUUCUGGACAUCUAGGAAGCAAAAUGUUUGCAUGAUUAUUAUGCCAUGGGCAUUUUGAUAGUCCUCUACCAAAUUUGUGAAAACCAUGACCUUGGGGUUCAGAUAACUGGGAGGGGCCAGAUUGGGGGGGGGGGGGUGUAAAACAAUGGUUUCUAAAGACCAAAAAAUGUGCAUACUCGAGUGACCAUUAAAGCCCAUGGGUCUUUUGGGUUUGUUUUUUUUCUUCAUGUUUGUUUCCAGUUCAAUUACCUUUGUUUUACUUUGUAUAUCAUUGUCUCAAAACUAAAUUGUUUCCUUUUAAUUUGUAAAAACGGUGAUGUCCUUCCCAGAUAGGAGACAUUCUAUAUAUAUUUACAUUAUUUUGUAUGUUGUACAGUAUCUCGCAGUAUUAUUGCAUCUACACAAUUUUAUGCAGACAUGAUUGCCUUGAAAAUGAUUUUACUGCCUCACAAUCCAGUAAGGUUUGAAUGUGUAAAGACAAAUAGGUUGUUUUUUCACAUUUGUGAAUAAAUGUGGAAAAAAGUU